This is a messenger RNA of Chaetomium globosum CBS 148.51, 1272 nucleotides long. RefSeq lists its product as uncharacterized. The record is from RefSeq and is a predicted model, not a curated record. Gene Ontology annotation, molecular function: oxidoreductase activity, acting on the aldehyde or oxo group of donors, disulfide as acceptor. The coding region runs from base 1 to 1272 and encodes 423 amino acids. Lineage: Eukaryota; Fungi; Ascomycota; Sordariomycetes; Sordariales; Chaetomiaceae. Gene Ontology annotation, biological process: branched-chain amino acid catabolic process. The transcript is spliced from 3 exons.
AUGCAGUUCGAGCAACCGGCGAGCUACCCAGCGCUGCCGACGUACCGGGCGAUCGACCAGAACGGCGUGGCCGUCGACCCAAACUUCGAGCCCGACCUCAGCGACGAGGAGGUGGUGAAGCUGUACCGCGAUAUGCUGACCGUGUCCGUCAUGGACCUGAUCAUGUUCGACGCGCAGCGCCAGGGCCGCCUGAGCUUCUACAUGGUGUCCGCCGGCGAGGAGGCCGUUUCCGUGGCGACCGCGUCCGCGCUCGAGAAGGAGGAUGUCAUAUUCUGCCAGUACCGCGAGCAGGGUGUGUUUAAGCAGCGCGGGUUCACCCUCACCGACUUUAUGAACCAGCUGUUUGCGAACCACAAGGAUCCGGGGAAGGGUAGGAAUAUGCCGGUUCACUACGGCAGCCGGGAGUUGAAUAUUCACACCAUCUCUUCGCCCCUUGCGACGCAGCUCCCUCAGGCUUCCGGGGCGGCGUAUGCCCUCAAAAUCCAGCGGAUGCAGGACCCCAGCAUACCGCCGAGGGUAGUAGCGGCAUAUUUUGGCGAGGGUGCAGCCAGCGAGGGUGACUUCCACGCGGCAUUGAACAUCGCCGCGACUCGAUCCUGCCCAGUCAUCUUCGUCUGCCGCAACAACGGAUAUGCCAUUUCGACGCCCACGCUAGAACAGUACCGUGGCGACGGUAUUGCCAGCCGCGGUCUGGGUUAUGGAAUCGAAACGAUUCGAGUGGACGGUAAUGACUUCUGGGCCGUCCGCGAGGUGAUGAAGAAGGCGCGCGAGAUCGCCCUGCAAGACGGUGGUAGACCCGUCCUGAUCGAGGCCAUGACCUACCGUGUGAGCCACCACAGCACAUCGGAUGACUCAUUUGCCUACCGUGCCAAGGUGGAGGUGGAGGACUGGAAGAGGCGGGACAACCCGAUCGCGAGGCUGCGCAAGUGGAUGGAGGCCAAAGGGUGCUGGGACGAGCACAAGGAGAAGGAGGCCCGCGAGAGUAUCAGGCGAGAUGUGCUCAAGGCAUUUUCGGAAGCCGAGCGCGAGAAGAAACCGCCGGUCCGGACCAUGUUUGAGGACGUGUAUGAAGAGCUGACCCCGGACCUGCAGCAGCAGAUGAAGGAGUUGAAGAGCCAGCUAGAGAGAUACCCUGAUGACCGCAUUGUCAUCGCCGUGCUCUGCGUCUUGAGCAUCAGCGCGCUUCUCGCUGUUCUCGGCAUCAAGUACGUCCGGGCUGCCACUGGUGCUAUGGUGAAGUCGCGCGAGGAUCGAGACGCUGAGGCCCAAUAA